UUUUAUUUUAAUCCGCGUUCAGUCUUUUCCUUUUCAGUAGUUUAUACACGCGCUUAAAUACAGCGCGUCGGCCAGACACUCAUUAUGUAGCCUGCUAGAGCUGGAGCGUGCAAUAAUAAAUCGACCCCACAUCACUCGCAGACCCCUCCCUCUUUUCAUCUCCCUGCUUCUUCUAUCCCUCUUCCUCCAGCCGAAUGCUGUCAUUGUUCGUCAUCUCUCUCUCACACACACGCAAAACACAUUCUAAAAACCCUUUUUCUUCAAUCUUCUUCAAGAUCUAACAACUGUUUUUUUCAUUAGAUCUCCGUAUCUUUCUCUAGUUCACUCGGUUUCUGUAUCUACAACUCAUUUGCUUCUGAUUUUGGCCGCAUUUUAUGGAUCUACAUUGCGGACUUGCUGGAGGUCUUUGUCGGUGGAAUUCACUACAAGAGCAAAACCCUAGCCUGGAGUUCAGUGUUGCAUUGUUAAAUCAAGCUUUAGCGUUUUGACAAUGGUGUUUAUGUGUUCGAUUACAAAAUGUCUACUACUGUGAUGCUGUUGUUUAUUUUUCCUCUUCUCACUCUCGGUUCUCCUACAGUUUGUUACGGCAUUCCUUUCCUGAACAUCAAUUUAUCUCCUUCUCUACUGCCAAGCCAGCCUCUGUUUGUGAGGAAACAUGAUUUUGAACAUCUCAAAGUGAGGUUCAUGUCAAUGAGUGCAACAAUUCCAUCUAUAGCAUCACAUAUACAUGAUCCACCUGUGGCCUUUACAAAACCUUCAAAUGUACCUGCUGCUCCUUCUCCUUCUCCAACAAUUCAAGGCCCUGUUGCUAGCCCUCCUGUUGGCAGCUCAAGAAGGCGACAUCACCAUCGUUUUCGUAAUGGGAGGAUCACCCAUGCAGUCUCUCCAUCUCCAUCCCCUGUACCAGGUUGCGAUCAAACCUGUUCUGAGCCACUGACUUCAACUCCCAUUGGAUCGCCAUGUGGUUGUGUUUUUCCAAUGAAAGUCAGGCUGCUUUUACAAGUUUCUGUGUACGCGGUCUUUCCCGUUGUGAAUGAGCUUGAAAUCGAGAUUGCAACAGGCACUUACUUAACACAAAGCCAAGUCGUCAUAACAGGUGCCAGUGCCGAUAGUCAAAAUCAAGAAAAAACAGCAGUCGAUAUAAACUUAGUUCCAUUAGGAGAAAAAUUCGAUAACACCACUGCUUUACUCACAUACGAUAAGAUUUGGCGCAAGAAACUUUCUUUAAAUAGAACCCUUUUUGGAGAUUAUGAGGUCGUGUAUAUCACUUAUCCAGGGCUUCCUUCUUCACCGCCAUAUGGAGAUGGAGAUCACCCCGGGAGUGGACCAAAUGGAAGUCCUGGAAACGGACAGAUCCCUCUCACUGCAACUUUUGUAGGAAAAACUCAGAACAUGAACCCUAAAACCAUUUUUGUUAUUACUUUAUCUGCAGUGGUACUCUUGGUUGUUUGCCUUGCUGCGAUUUCUGUCUUCUUAAAGUACAGAAGGGUUGGCAGAUCAUCAAAUGCUGUGGGUCCUGUUUUCGCAACCCCAUCUAGCAAAAGACGUGGACUUGGAGCAAUGUUAUCAGGUGAUCCAUACUCAAACUCCACGUUAUCCAUUGUCUCUGCCAUGCCUACCUCCCUCCUCUCUGUGAAAACCUUCACACUAGCCGAACUUGACAAGGCCACUGAAAAGUUCAGUUCCAAGAAGAUCUUGGGUGAAGGAGGAUUUGGAUGUGUUUAUCAUGGAAUCAUAGAAGAUGGAUCCGAAGUUGCUGUAAAAUUACUGAAUAGAGAUAACAACCAAAACGGUGAUCGUGAAUUCAUUGCAGAAGUGGAGAUGCUAAGCCGCUUACAUCACCGUAACCUCGUAAAACUCAUCGGUAUAUGCAUCGAAGGCCGCACACGCUGCUUGGUUUACGAACUCGUUCCUAAUGGCAGCGUUGAGUCUCAUUUGCAUGGUGUGGAUAAGGAGAGAGGGCCUCUUGAUUGGGAUGGUAGGUUGAAGAUUGCUCUUGGUGCAGCGAGAGGUUUGGCUUAUCUUCAUGAAGAUUCAAAUCCGCGUGUAAUUCAUCGUGACUUUAAGGCCAGCAAUGUUCUUCUAGAAGAUGACUUUACUCCCAAGGUAUCAGAUUUUGGGUUGGCAAGAGAAGCCACAGAAGGGAGUAGUCAUAUUUCUACCCGUGUCAUGGGAACUUUCGGUUAUGUUGCGCCUGAAUAUGCGAUGACGGGGCAUCUGCUAGUGAAAAGUGACGUGUACAGCUACGGUGUUGUGCUUCUGGAGCUUCUUUCCGGAAGAAAACCCGUGGACAUGUCGCAACCACCAGGCGAAGAAAACCUCGUGACGUGGGCCCGCCCGCUUCUCACAACCCGAGAAGGACUACAGCAGUUAGUGGACCCGAGUUUAUCCGGGACCUAUGACUUCGAUGACAUGGCAAAAGUGGCAGCAAUCGCUUCCAUGUGUGUGCACCCAGAGGUAACUCAAAGGCCUUUCAUGGGUGAAGUGGUCCAAGCCUUGAAGCUCAUAUACAACGACAAAGAUGAAGUGUGUGGGGACAGUACCACGCAAAGGGAUUCUUCAGUGGUGGAGUCGGACUUCAAGGGCGGCGGCGAUCAAGUCCCUUCCGACAGCAGUUGGUGGAACGCCGGCGGUGGUGCCACCCCGCGCUUGACUUACGGUCAAACUUCUUCGUUCAUGACAAUGGAUUAUAGCUCGGGCCCACUUGAAGAGAUGGAUAACAGAGCGUUUUCAGCUUCGAGUUUUGAUGGUGGGGUCGGUUUGGGGUCCUCCAUUAGUCACGGGAACAGGUCGGGCCCGCUUAGGACGGUUAGGAGCAAACCCUUGUUUUAUAGAUCCAAGGGAAGUAUGAGUGAACAUGGUGGACUACUCUCAAAGCCUUUUUGGAGUGAAGCUUCCUUUUAACCAAAGGGAAAGAAAGACUGUUGUGUUGUUUGAUUUUCAAGUGUACAGAACCAAAAGCCAAGGGCCUUGAUGAUGAAGUUGAGUAACAAGUAAGAAGUGUAGGUAGGGGUUUGUUGUAUGAGAAAUGAAAUGAAGUCAGGUUUGAUGGCUUAUAUUUAUUUAUAUAUGAGGAAAAGGGGGAGGGACAAAAUGGGGAUUGUAGUUUUUGACAAUCUUGAUUUCAUUAUAAUACAAUUCGAAGCUGGAUAGUAUAGUAGGUGUGGUGAUUGGUGUAUAUGUUGAUUUCUGAUCAAUUUUAUUCAUCUUUGUACAAUUUGUGUUGUGUGAUAUGGUUUCUCUUCGUCUGUUUUAGCCUUUUAGGGUUAGAUUAUGGUUUUUGGUUUAUC
This is a messenger RNA of Lactuca saligna, 3290 nucleotides long. Lineage: Eukaryota; Viridiplantae; Streptophyta; Magnoliopsida; Asterales; Asteraceae. The record is from the annotation of a GenBank genome assembly.